AUGGUCGAUCGAUGUCCUGAUAUUCUCGGAUCAACACGAAUAGCGACACGUCAAGAUGAUUUAGUGCACAAAGUCGAUGCGAGAACACGACGAGAGAUGUUCUCCGGUCUCGUUUCGGACGACUCGGUACACGAGCCGCCUCACCUAUGCCUCGAGGCUGAUGAACGAGUGUCGAGUUCUGCGGGGAUUCAUUUCGACGAAGACAACGUCACGGGAUUCUCGAGCGAUCUGGCCGUGGCCAAAGCGGGCAUUCGAUGGCAUCCGACUUAA
This is a messenger RNA of Rhinocladiella mackenziei CBS 650.93, 270 nucleotides long. RefSeq lists its product as uncharacterized. The transcript has a single exon. Bases 1 to 270 code for a protein of 89 amino acids. The record is from RefSeq and is a predicted model, not a curated record. NCBI's taxonomy places the organism in Eukaryota, Fungi, Ascomycota, Eurotiomycetes, Chaetothyriales, Herpotrichiellaceae.